Messenger RNA from Trichosurus vulpecula (common brushtail), 5328 nucleotides. It is a transcript of the gene SLC26A9, whose product is annotated as solute carrier family 26 member 9. Gene Ontology annotation, biological process: transmembrane transport. The record is from RefSeq and is a predicted model, not a curated record. Gene Ontology annotation, molecular function: bicarbonate transmembrane transporter activity; chloride transmembrane transporter activity; oxalate transmembrane transporter activity. The coding region runs from base 1 to 2376 and encodes 791 amino acids. The transcript has 20 exons. Gene Ontology annotation, cellular component: membrane. Lineage: Eukaryota; Metazoa; Chordata; Mammalia; Diprotodontia; Phalangeridae.
AUGAACCAGCCCAGGCCCCGAUACGUGAUAGACCGAGCUGCGUACUCCCUCCCCCUUUUCGAUGAGGAAUUUGAGAAGAAGGACAGAACUUACCCAGUGGGCAAAAAGCUUCGUGAUACUUUCAGAUGUUCCUCUGCCAGGGUCAAAACUGUGGUAUUUGGGCUUCUCCCUAUCCUCUCCUGGCUCCCCAAAUACAAGAUCAAGAACUAUAUCGUGCCUGAUCUGCUUGGGGGAUUGAGUGGGGGGUGCAUCCAGGUCCCACAAGGCAUGGCUUUUGCACUGUUGGCCAACCUUCCUGCAGUCAAUGGCCUCUACUCAUCCUUCUUCCCCCUCCUGACCUACUUCUUCUUGGGAGGCGUGCAUCAGAUGGUGCCAGGUACCUUUGCUGUUAUCAGCAUCCUGGUGGGUAACGUCUGUCUGCAGCUGGCUCCGGAGUCAAAAUUCCAAGUCUUUAACAAUGUAACCAACACAAGCCAUGUGGACAUAGCAGCCAUGGAAGAGGAGAGACUGCAUGUGUCAGCAACAUUGGCUUGUCUAACAGCCAUCAUUCAGAUGGGCCUAGGCUUUGUGCAGUUUGGCUUUGUGGCCAUCUACCUGUCUGAGUCCUUCAUCAGAGGCUUCAUGACUGCUGCUGGGCUGCAGAUCCUGAUCUCCGUGCUCAAGUACGUCUUCGGGCUGACCAUCCCAUCCUAUGCUGGCCCUGGGGCCAUUGUCUUGACCUUCAUCGACAUCUGCAAAAACCUGCCCCAUACAAACAUUGCUUCACUUGUCUUUGCCCUGAUCAGUGCUGUCUUCCUGGUACUGGUGAAAGAGCUCAAUGUCCGGUACAUGCACAAGAUCCGUUUCCCCAUCCCCACAGAGCUGAUUGUGGUGGUGGUGGCAACGGCUAUCUCUGGGGGUUGUAAGAUGCCCAAGAAGUACCACAUGCAGAUUGUGGGAGAGAUCCAACAGGGAUUCCCCACCCCAGUGUCCCCCGUGGUCUCCCAGUGGAAGGACAUGAUUGGCACAGCCUUCUCCCUGGCCAUCGUGGGUUAUGUCAUCAACCUGGCCGUUGGUAGGACCCUGGGAACCAAACAUGGUUAUAAUGUGGAUUCUAACCAGGAAAUGAUUGCUCUGGGCUGCAGCAAUUUUUUUGGCUCUUUCUUUAAAAUUCACGUCAUUUGCUGUGCUCUCUCAGUCACCCUGGCUGUGGAUGGAGCAGGGGGCAAAUCCCAGGUAUCAAGUCUGUGUGUGUCUCUGGUGGUGAUGAUCACAAUGCUGGCAUUGGGGGUCUAUCUAUACCCCUUACCCAAAUCUGUGCUAGGGGCCCUAAUUGCUGUCAACCUCAAGAAUUCUCUUAAGCAACUCACUGACCCCUAUUACUUGUGGAAGAAAAGCAAAUUGGAUUGUUGCGUCUGGGUUGUGAGUUUCCUCUCCUCCUUUUUCCUCGGAUUGCCCUAUGGUGUGGCAGUGGGUGUCUCCUUCUCCGUUCUAGUGGUUGUCUUCCAGACCCAAUUUCGUAACGGCUCUGCCCUGGCCCAGGUCAUGGCCACAGAUAUCUAUGUGAACCCUAAGACCUACAAUGGGGUCCAGGAAGUAGAAGGAAUUAAAAUCCUGACUUACUGCUCUCCACUGUACUUUGCCAACUCAGAAAUCUUCAGACAGAAGGUCAUUUCCAAGAUAGGUGUCGAUCCCCAGAAAGUGUUCCUGGCCAAGCAGAAAUACCUAAAGAACCAGGAGAAGGGGUCCAAGAUGCCCACAAAACAGAGGAAAUCCCUGUUCUUGAAAAAAAAGACUGUCUCCCUGCAGGAACUCCAGCAAGACUUUGAAGUUGUUUCCCCCACUGAUACCAACAACAAUCAAACAGCUGCCAAUGGGACUGGGGUCUCCUAUAUCACCUUCAGCCCAGAGACCCCCACACCCUCCGAAGAUGAGCCACCAGCCCCCUUCACACCAUCCGGUAAAGCUGAGGACUCCCUAGCCAGUGUCCCACCCUUCAUCUCCUUCCACACCAUCAUCCUGGACAUGAGUGGGGUCAGCUUCGUUGACCUUAUGGGCAUCAAAGCAUUGACAAAGCUGUCCUCCACCUAUGAGAAGAUUGGUGUGAAGGUCUUCUUGGUGAAUAUUCAAGCCCAAGUGUACAAUGACAUUAAUCUUGGAGGUGUCUUUGAGGACGGGACCCUAGAACGAAACCACAUCUUUCCCAGCAUCCACGACGCUGUCCUUUUCGCCCAGACCAGCAGCAGAGCAGUGGUCACAGGACAAGACUUAAGAGCGGCUCCAGUGAACACUGAACUUUCUAUGUAUGAUUCAGACGAUGGUGGAUCUAGCUACCGUGAUCUGGAACAGGAGAUAUUUGGGAGCAUGUUCCACUCUGAGACACUAACAGCUCUGUGAGGCUUCAGCGGGAGCCCUUGACAUCUCCAGCAUCUCCCAUUCCCCAGGAGCUUCUAUGAAGGAGAGUCUAACCCUUUGAGCCUAGGAUUGUGUCAGAAACCGACCUCCAGAGGCAUGGCUGGGUGCAGGAAAGCACAUACACCAAGAUUCCUGUCUUCACCUUCUCCAUCCUCUUCCUCUUUCUUCUGCUUGGACCCUCCAGAAGGACACAACCAUUGCAGCACAGAGUUCUCAGGCCUGGCAGGAGCAAAGACUUGGAGAGUCAGCCUUCUCAGCCAUCCCUCAGCUCCUCAGAGUUCUGACUGUUACUAAAGAGACAUCUACUGCCCAAGGCAGUUGGAAAGGCCUCUCAUCUUCCUAGACUUUAGGGUAAGCCAAGACAGAAGGAAAAAGGUAAAAUUCUGACAUAAAGCCAAAAACUGAAAACCUUGAAACAACCAUAUACCACCACACUUGGAUGCCAGCAGGUUCCAGGCUGCUCAAGAGCACUGGGCCUCAGACCAUGGAAGGUGGGAAUUUUCUACAUUGAGUUUGACUAAUAUUUUGUGGCCUCACCUCCUUCUGGGACCAACUGCAUUGUUGGCAAUUUCUGUGCCUCCAUUCCCUCCUCUGAGGCCACAUUUACUGUCUUUCCUGAAUCCAACAGUCCAUUUUCAGGGACUACAUUCAUUCCCUCCAUUGCCCCACAUUUGCCAAGGUCACUGUGCCUAAGCAGUACACCACUGCCUGCGCAUGGGGAAUGACCAGGGGCCAAAAACACUUUCUCUUCCACCUUACACAUGCCCCCUUAGAACUGGCCCUCUAGAGGUCAGAGUGCCCUUGUUGAGUCCCAUCCUGGAUGCUGGGUGCCAAGAAUGUAAAGUACUGAGCAGCAAAAACUCCAACAACAAAUACACGCAAAGUACAGAGAUCUGAAUCUAUACAUGAGACUGAGGGAGGCUGGUACCAACCUAGCACAACCUGGUAUCAGGCUGGAUUCCAGCAAUGGCACCUGAUGGUCCUCCAGAUCCCAUGGGCAAGGUGCCUUCUCUGCCUAAAGGAGCUGCAGUCUCCCUGAGGUAACAGGGAGGAGCUUAUCAUUUUUACCCUUUUCAUGUUUUCCCCAGCAAAACCAGAGCCUGUUCCCUUCUAGGAAGCAAGCCAAGCAGCCCACCUAGGGGCCUGGAGCCAAGAGGCCACAUUCAUCCCUCCCUGAGGGAGAAAAUGCCCUCCAAGAACAGGGCACCCUUGCUGUGUGGCCCUGGACAAACCACUUACCUGUCUGGGCCUCAGGCAACUCCCCAGGAUUAUAAAUUAGAGAGCAAGGACUGAUCUUCAUGGCUAGAAGGAAUUUCCCAUGACAAAGAAACAAACUCUUCCUCUCCCCCUCCCCUACCCACAUUGAACUGUGAACAUGCAAGCACUAUCACAACCCUGUGUAGGACUAGGGAUAGGGCUGAGUGUGGUGAUGCAAGUCUGUACUCCCUGCUGCUGGGGAGUCACUUGAACUUGGGAGUUCUGAGCUAUAGUAGGCCAAGCAGAUUGAUGUCAACACUAUCAUGCACCAACAGGGGGAGCUCUUGGAAGCAGGAACCCAAGGAUGGGCGAACUGACCCAGGUUAGAAAUAUAGCACACCAAAACUUCCAUGUAGCUCAGUAGUGGGAUCAAUGAUCAGGCCUAUCUGUGGUCACUGUACUUCUGGCCUGGGUAGGAUAGGUAUAUCCAGAGUCUCAAAAAAAAUGCAGCAGAGAUAGGGACAUAGCCAUACUAGAACAUCUGGGGUCAUUGCCUCAUUUGGAGACAAACACUUCUAGCCAGAAGCCCCCUGUCCCUCAUUGUGCCCCAUUAAUACAGCAUUCCUGAGCAAAGGAUAUUGUUGACAAGAGGGCCUAUACCACUUUCUCAGACAUGAAGAGGUCCCCAUUGCUAUUAGCCACUUUUAUAAAGUUUCCAUUGAUGCCAUCCAAUCAAUACUAUGCAGAAGUCCCUCUGACUCUUCCUCUUGCCCCUCACUACCACCCCCCAACACUCCACAAAUUUCCAUUCAUAGCUGUUUUGCUUCAGUGAACCCUGCUCCAAAAAGGUUGGGCUGGCCCAGCCUGAAAAAAGAAAAAACCUGGUUGGACUUGACUGAAGCCUUCCCUCACCACCAACCUUAACCACAUGUGUCUCUACCAUUGAUCCACUGAAGUGGGAGUGUAUGUGUCCAUCUGUAUCUAGUGAGCCAACGACCUAGAAAAUCUACUGUUAGAGGAAAGAAUGCUAGGAUAUACCCAGCACAAACUUGGGCCAGAGAGACUUGGUAGGAAUCAGCUAUACCAUCGUGCUGUCCAAAAAAUUUAAACUCAGAAGGCAAAGAACACUAUUGUCUGAGAAUUCACCAUACCUCACACUCAAAGUGCCAAAUUCUCUGGAUAGCACCUACUCAUGCCACCUCCCUGUAAGAUUGAUUAAGGUAAGAUUAGGAUGAGCUUCUUCAUUCCUAAUCCAGAAACAUCCUAGAGACCUAGAGGAUUUAUCUAGAAAUGAAGGUCCAGGACCACAACAAAGUAAAUGAAAACUUCAAGAACCAAAAUGGUGAUUGAUCCAGAAUGAUCUAGGGACAAAUAAGGAGGGAACAGGCCUUCCAGACUUCUGGAGAGGGCUGGGCAACCUGCACCCUCAGAUAUAUCUUAUGGUGCUCAGCCAAGCCUCUCCAGCCACCUACCACCUUCGGUCAAUGGUAAAUGAAGCCAACGAAAAGCCUGCCUGCUCCUGAGAAGAGAGCUAUGCAGACAAUUGUGAAGAUUCCCUGAGUUGGAACAUUAGUGGCAAGAAUGUAACCAAGCUUCCACUGACAGCCCUUCCGGGAAUGAUUCAGAAAGAGAGAAAAGGGAAAGAAAAGGGAAUAAUCCAGAAUUUCAAUGUUUUUGAAUGUUUCUAUUGAUACUGACCUGUGAGAUGCUGCCCUUUUCCCUCCUCAGGCCAGGGGU